AACAUGUGAAUAUUCUAAAAUAAGUUCAAACUCCACAGGAAUGAAUGUCACCCUCCGAGAUUUAUUAGAUUAGCCAAUUCAAACCAAAACAGUCAAAGUAGUUGAAGUCUUUAUUAGUAUAACUUGUGUACAUCAUAUAAGAUGAGGGUGAUUAUGUGUAUAAUUGUUAUAGUGCUCUAAAUGUUUAAAAUUAAGGAGAAUUUUUGGAACUUUAUAAUAGAUGGCCUGGAUAAGUUGAGGAGGUUUAUAUAAAGGAAAAUGAUUUGAUUGGAAUCGAUAGUGUGCUCUACAAUAUUCGAAGUGAUUUCAGGUAGGAUCUACAGGUUGAAUUGAUUUAGUACGGAGUUUCUAAUAAGCGCACUUAAAACAUAAGGAUAAAUAUUAUCAAGAAUAAGGAAGAAAACAUGGUUGAAUAACUGGAGACUAUUUCAUUAGAUCCUAAAAUCAUACUUGGACACAAAGACAAUAUGUUUAGAGUGGAAAUGAAUGAUGGAAGAAUGAAUGAUAUAAAUUAUUUGGUUAUGAAAAAUAAAUACCCUCAUUUAGUAGUAUAAUAUUUAGAAAAAUUGUGA
Molecule: messenger RNA, 572 nt
Organism: Paramecium octaurelia
Lineage: Eukaryota; Ciliophora; Oligohymenophorea; Peniculida; Parameciidae
Source: the annotation of a GenBank genome assembly